UUAUUAUUAAGCAUUCCAAAUAUAUCUCGCGGUGGGCUAAGGAGACUUCGACAGGGUUCUGAUGAAUUCGACGAGUCAGAUUUUCUGGAUUCAGACUUAUCAACAGUUGAUGCUCAGUUGGUACGUAUCCCUAUUCAAUUUCCCACUUCAUUCAAAUAUGAACUAAGUAGUAGACAUAUGCUAUUAAGCGGCAGUCUAAUACAGGCGCUACUGACUUCGGAUCGCAGUAGGAAAUUCAAAUACAACGGAUGUUUUAGAAAUAGUUCCGGUGACGGAGAUGGCAUACUGAGGUUGACGCGUGCAUUGCAGGAUGAAGUGUUUAUCGUUAUAAACAAAUUCGAGAUCAUGGUUGAAGUUGCGUAGGAUCAAGCAAUUAAGUAGCGUAUGAGAUGUGAGGCGCUACAUACACCCUGCCUCUCAAAUAUCGCCGACUAUCGUUCAGUUCAACCAGUAUACGCGAAUUUAGACCUUACCUAUAUUACGAGUUUGUCUUUUUGGUACGUUACAUUGAACGUUGUCAUCCCAAUACACACAAAAAAAACCAG
Molecule: messenger RNA, 545 nt
Organism: Sphaeroforma arctica JP610
Lineage: Eukaryota; Ichthyosporea; Ichthyophonida
Exons: 1
Source: RefSeq, a predicted model, not a curated record